AUAGUGCUGAAUUUUGACUGUCUCUCCAGCGUGUCCUCAGUCUUCCCUGGCCGUCCACCUCGUGUCACAUGCCUGGAAGCAUUCAACCAGAUACCAAAGUGACCUUUUUUGACUCCUCUUAAAGAUGAGGAGCAGUGGCUCGACUCUUUGAUUUAUGUUGGUGAAGGCACUAAUCCUCCAUUAUUGGUGGACGGAUCAGAGUGAAAUUUGCCUGAUUGAGGAGCGUAAAUGCACCUCCCUGCCCAACUCUCCAGCCAAGCGAGCGUGUCCCAGCAAAAAGAAGCAGUUCUACAUUAACCAAGCCAUUCGCAACUCUGACCUCACGCCAAGAGCCAAAGGCAAGAAGAGCCUGCGCAGGCAGGAGAACACACGCUUUCUUGCCAAUCUUCUCGAGAAGGAUGACGAUUGUCCCAAAGAUGAGCUGGAAGUUUGCAGCAGUCCAGCAAUCCCGUCUAUUUUCACUGAGGCCUGGACCAAUGACAACUACAUUGAGCCAUGGAGUGACUUCAUGAAUUGUUCAGGAGAAGAGCAGGAGAGACUUUUGUCUUUGCUUGAGCAGGAUGUGGCCAACAAGAAAUUUGCCAGGUGUCUCCUUAAAGACCAGAGGAAUGUAAAUCCUGCCUUCACAGCUCAGGAAUGUUUCCAGAGAAUUGACCGAAGACUGCGAUCAACUCUGAGACGGAAACAAAUCCCUGUUGGAACUCUUGAAGGACUUGAAGAAAGCCUUUUGAGCUUCUUCCUUUCUCAACCUCACUCAGUUUACACAACCCACCUCUCCAGCAGCUUUGAAAGGCUGCUGCUCCAUGCUGUCUGCCAGUACAUGGACCUCGUGUCUUCAAGCAGUAACUUGAAGGGGUCUCGUCAGACUGAAGUGGUGAACAAACAGGAGGACUUCUUGCCUCCCGCACUUCUGUUGUCAGCCUAUUUGGACCAAAGAAGCUGAGAAGAGGCCUUUUUCACUUGCCUGGCCUUAAAGUAAGCAGGAGCUUUGCCAAAUGUACUGUACGUAUAACUGUACGAUUUGCAAGGCUGAGUCCGGUUAGGAAGAAAUGUUUGGCCUGUUGAACAACUUCUAAAUAUCUAUGAAGAACAGAAAUGUUGAAUGUCAUCAUGAGAUCUUGCAGUUUGGACAUACAAAGUCAUCACAUGUACUGCUGUAAUUUAGCACAAUGUACUUCUAAAAGGGAAGUUAUUCAUAAUUAUCAUGUUCUUCUCUUCUGCAAAACUAUUUCUAAGAUUCAUCAAUGUAAUUUUAUGUUUGUGCUGCCACACCAUGAAUUUUAAUGGCAUCACGUUACUUUCUAAUAUGGAGCAUGUUCACAUUUAUCAUUUUUAUAACUUUUUGGGUUCCAUUCUUCCUGUUUGAGACAUUAGUUAUCUUUUUAUUCUUUUUGGCUGGGAAGGUUGAAUAUGGGGAAUGUCUCAUUUUGAUGAAAUUAACUUUUUUGUAUCUCUAAUUGUCAAUGUACUGUAUCCACUUGCUGAAUGGACUGCAUGAGAAAAUCCCCCAAUUAUUUAUUUGGAUAUAUGGUGGUCAUCUAUGACCACACAUUUCUAGUAUUUUAAUUGUUUAAUAAUUAGAACUAUGUAUACUGUCAUACAUACAUUUUGAUGAGGGCUGAAACUAACAAUUGUAGUUAUCCCAUAAUCAAACUAUUAUUAUUAAUAAUUAAGCAAGAAAUUGGAUAAAACAUGUUUUCAUUUCCACCCCUUAUCGAAAAACGCGAUACUGGACCUUCUCAUUCUUGGUCAUGAACAAUUUUAUGUAUAGAAAAAUGUUUCUAAAUGUGAGCAGUGAUGUUGAUUUUAGAACGUUCUACUGUUAUUGAGUUUGUGCCGUCGCAGGUGUCUGAAACAAACACUUUUACUACCAAGUGGCAUAUAGGAUUAAAGUGCUGUACUGUAGUUAGCGCAUGAAUAUUGGUUAAAUGUCUCACUCCUUGUUGUAGGUAAAUGAGUAGAUGUCUUUACAUCAGGUCCAACCAAGUCGUUUAAAAAAAAAAAAAACUUUUUCAUUAUACUGUAUUUGCAAAAAUACACCUAGAAAAAUAUUUUCUUUCAAUCAAUGAAAAAAACUGUUCAACAUUAGCAGUUUUCUAAAUAGUUUUAUCACAUAACAGUAAAAGUAUUCAUUUGCAAUGCAUCAAAAUGUCUGCUUUUAGUCGAAUACUUGUUCAAAGUUUUCCAGUCCAUACAGCUGGGUUGUGUACAUUUAGCUCUGUUGUUGUUACAGGCAGAGUCAUGCCUAGGUGAUGGAAAUAGUUAUAGUUCGCGUCGACAUAUUUAGAAACAGUGUACUGAUUGUACAUGAAACCUCUUAUCAAUAUGAAAAAUAAUAGGACCUGUUUAGUAUACAGUCUGAAAAAGCACUUCUGCCUUAGGAGAACAAAUCAGUUUUUACAUUUGUACUUGACUAGGACUUAUUAACACAUCCGUGUUAUUAAGGAAAAAAUUAUCCCACAUUCUUUUUAUAAAAGUGUCUUCAUCAAACAAUGCCUGAACUGUUGGCCUUUUGUUGCCAGCAACCAAAGUUUGUAUAACAUUAAAUUUCUCAGGCUUGAUCGUGUUUUGUCACUCUGAAUGUCAUGUCGUAAUUUCAGGUUUGUGUAGAAAACUCACUCUUCAAAAUGAUCACGCGUCCAUCUUUAUUUGCCUACACGUUUAGCCAAUCAUACUGUAAAUACUAAUUGUGUGCCAACAUUUUAACAACAAUGUACUUAAAUUGUGAUUGUCUUACACACAAGAUUACGUAUGUACAUAAUUGUGUGUGCUAUGGUGCUCAUUUACAACGAAUAUUGCAACUGUUGUUACUUAUGCAGCCAUAUAUGUAUAUUUUUUCUUUUUGGCCUAUUGCGCAUGAUAAUAAGCUAUGUCUGAAAAGAUAUUUAAUAAACAUUACUUCAGCGCGCCAUCCUUUUGCUCUCUUUCGCAUUGACUUUAAAAUAGAUAUAGCUGAGCCAUCUGUUAUUUUUGUUUUGUCCACUAGAUGUCGUAACUGUACGAUCCAGAUAUCAUUUGAAUGUCCUUGAAAAUAUAUCUAUUCUCUUUUAUUUAAUCAAAUAAUAGUAACAGCUGCAGCCGUUUGAAUGAUACCAUGUAUAUAUUUUUAUUUUUAUACAAUACUCUGAGUGAAAUCCAAAUAAAAUCUAGAUAAACCCUGACUAACUAAACCAUUCUUUUCUUCUAAAAUUGUGCUAAAAUAAUUUGCUGUCAAAAGUUUUGCUGCUUUGAGUAGGCUACAGUCUGUCCAUUUAUUUUCCAAACAGGGCUUCCCCAACAAUAAUGCACUCCCCCAACAAGUAUUAAUACUAGAGAUCAUUGACUUCAUAUACUUUUUUAGAUGUUCUCCUACAAUAGAUAAAUAGAUAGAAUGGGCAAAAAAAUCUUAUAGGUCUGACAUCUGUUUUUAACUCAUUUUUGUGUGCGAAAUCAAAACUGAUCACAAGUCGUCCUACUUUAUCCUUUGUAAAAACAUAAUUGUGUUAAAUACUGCAUUAUAAUACUGCAAACAUUGCAGCCAUGCCUAUUUAAUAUUUCAUUGUGUGCCAAUGUUUGCAUUUUUUAUGUAUAUAAAACAAGUACAUGUGUAAAAUACAGGGGUUUUCAUAAUAUAUACGUGUAUAUAUAUAUACAUUAAGUAAACUUGACAGUCUAGAGAAAAACUGAGAAAAAGAGAGCUGUGACACCGAAAACUCAAAAAUUGUGUUUCCCUGUGUAAUUAUUCAAUCCAAAGACUUUGACCAAGGAACAAAACAUUACCCAAACUGUUAAUGAGUGGAACAUCACCCGCUAUAUUUCAGCAGCUCAAUGUUUGUUGAAUAUAUCCAUUCAUUUUCCAUACUGCUUAUCCCCACUAGGGUGCUGAAGCCUAGCCCGUCGAUGGGGGGAGGGGGGCAACCGGGUAUGUUGUCCUGGGCCUCAGGACCAUAGGGGCUCCUGAAUGAACCUUAAUUUAUUUUACAUUCACAUAUUUC
This is a messenger RNA of Corythoichthys intestinalis (scribbled pipefish), 3974 nucleotides long. It is a transcript of the gene r3hdm4, whose product is annotated as R3H domain containing 4. The transcript has 8 exons. Bases 155 to 943 code for a protein of 262 amino acids. Lineage: Eukaryota; Metazoa; Chordata; Actinopteri; Syngnathiformes; Syngnathidae. The record is from RefSeq and is a predicted model, not a curated record. Gene Ontology annotation, molecular function: nucleic acid binding.